Molecule: messenger RNA, 3111 nt
Organism: Lodderomyces pseudojiufengensis
Lineage: Eukaryota; Fungi; Ascomycota; Pichiomycetes; Serinales; Debaryomycetaceae
Exons: 1
Coding region: 1-3111 (1036 amino acids)
Biological process (GO): poly(A)+ mRNA export from nucleus; transcription-dependent tethering of RNA polymerase II gene DNA at nuclear periphery; protein import into nucleus
Cellular component (GO): nuclear pore outer ring
Molecular function (GO): structural constituent of nuclear pore; protein binding
Source: RefSeq, a predicted model, not a curated record
AUGGCUUCAAUCUUCAAGCCACGUAACUCUCAUAGAGCAGAUGAUUCAACAAAUGCGUCAAAAGAUGAUACUCAAGUUGAGGAAUUGACAAAAAAUAAAUUUUAUUGUGUUUCAAGAUUACCAGGUUUACCACAAAUAUUAAAAACCCAAAGUUUCGAUAAUGCAUAUUCUGAUUCGGAAUCAAAUUAUUCAUUGGUUAUAAACGAUGGCUCAAUAUACGUUUGGAGUUACAAAUCAUUAGAUACGGAGCCCUUCUCAAUUCAUUUUCCAAUAGAUAAAUCUAUAUUCAAAUUACCAAUGGCCAUAUUAACAAGACCAUCCAGUGGAACUGAUCAAGAUCCAGGUUUAAUAAUGAUUGACUCAAUUACCGGGUAUGUUAAAUAUUAUGAAAGUGUACAACAUGCACCAACAUUAGGUUUAAUAAAUGAUAAAUCUUUGGAGCUACAAAUUGAGUUACAAAAGGAUGAAGUUAUUACAUUAGCUGAAAAUGUUGAACCAGCUGGUAUAUGUAUUUCAACUUCAUUUCAAAGAUGUUUAAUGAUAUCAUUGAGAGAUUAUAAAAGUAAACCAAAUUUAUCAAUUAUUGAAAUGAUUAAUCCCAAUUCUGGUUUAUUAGCGAAAUUCUUUAAACAUGAAAAUAAUGAAAUUGUUGCUAUAAGGUCAGGUAGAACUUCCGAAAAUUCGACAUCACAACAAAUAUUAGUAUUAGAUUCAACAGGAACACUAUAUCUGAUCCAUUAUUGUUUAUUGUCUGCUAGUUCUUAUCCAUUCAUUGAUAAACAAAAGUCAUUUAAACAGAACUUAUAUAUCGAUGUCGAUACCUACCCUAGCUCGCAACAAAAUACACAAUGGUUAGAUAUUUGGUCCUUGGCAGAAGAGAAUUAUUUUUUGGCCCUUUGCAAUGUGAAUGAAAAAUUGGUUUUAGUCACGUUAGGUUGUGACAAAUCUGGUUCAUUAUUUUAUGGAGCUCAUCAAUUGAAUAGUAUAGAAAAAAUUCCAAAUAAGCCGAAAUUAUUUUUACCUGAACCUGGUAAAACUGCUUUCGUAGUCGCUGAUGACGACAUCGUCAUGACUGAUAUAAAUACAUCAUACAUUGAAUCAAAACAUACAUUUUCAUAUUAUCGACCAAGAUGGGAAGAUGUUGUAAGAUUGAAAGAGUCAACCAAAAUUAUUGGGUAUGGAUAUGAAAAUCAAUCACCUAUUUCAAAUCCAUCAAUUAUAUUGAUCACAAAAGGAUUUGGUGUUAUACGAAUUGAGAAAUUUCCAGAAUCAACAACUACUGAGACAAUUGAAGAAAUUAAUAGUCCAUUAUCAAUAGUCAAAUCCCAUAUUGAACAAGGAAUUUUUUAUUCAGACUCGAUGGAAAUUGAUUUUGAUUUGAGUGAUCGAUUUGAUUCAUCAACUAUUGAAGAAGCAAUAAAAUCAAUUAUAAAUGAAGUAAUAACUUCACAAUCUGCAUAUAUUCCCAAAUCUUUACCAUCAAUAACUGAAAUCACACAAUUUAAAGUCAAAACUUUUAAAGAAUUAUUGAAUUAUUGUAAACGAAAUUUUAAUAAACCAGACACCUUAUCUAACAUCAUUGAACAAUUGCAAAAAUCAAAUGUGGCAUUAAAUAUAUGGAAGUUUAUUGACUCCAAGAAAGAUAGCGAAUAUUUUAAAAUUUUCAAAAGUAUUAAACCAGAUUAUAAAGACUUUUUUUUGCAUGAUAUUAAAACGAUUGGUGGAGUUUAUCUGACCUACAUUAAUAAACUAGAUGAGCAAGGGCUUGAUACUGGGUCUUUGAUAAUUUCAACACUUUAUGAUGGUAUCUACACCAAUAGCUCCAAUUUUACCAACUCUGAGAAGAGCGAAAAGUCAUGGAUAUUUGACACAAACUUAGUUAUUAAAGUUGAAGAAAUCUUCCAAAAAGAUUAUAUCAAAGAUGGUUCUGAAUCAGAAGAAACUAUAAAAUUUGUUGAAUUGUUAUAUUACUUUUUCAAUCUAGCCAUAAGAACAAACCAGGGAGAAAUUUAUCAUAAAAUAUAUGUAGAAAAGAAAAAAGAUUGGAUUUCUUCAUUGCUUAAUAUAAAUUUGGAAAAUAAUGCUAUAAAUAUUGCAGAAACUUAUCAUGAUUUCAAAUCAUUAGCUGAAAUUUUAAGUUCUCAGAAAGAAAUAACACCAAUAAAUGAAUUAAAUUAUGUUAAAUAUUUCGAAGAAUUUGGUUAUGAAUUUGCGUCAGCAGUUUAUGAAAAUGAUUUACAAAAUAAUAAUAUUCAAGAAUUAUUAUUAAAUUUUACAAACUAUAAACCUUAUUUAUUAAGAUUUUUCCAUGAGAAUCCUAAGAAAACGUCCUCAAUUGCUUGGAUUCGAUAUUUGCUAGAUGACAAAUAUGCAAAAGUUUCUGAAAUUUUACAAUUGGCUCAAUCAUAUAAUUUACAAACAAUUGAUAAUCAAUUGACACAACUUUCCAUAGCGAAAUUAUCAUCCGUUGCUGCAAAUGAUACAGUUAAAGAAAUAAAUAACGAGAUUUUAAGGAUUAAUUAUCAAUUAAAUAUAAGAAACGAAAUAACAAAUAAAACAAGGAUAGAAGCGAUUAAAGAUUCAUUUUUCAUUCAACAUUUUUUAAAUCCAAAUAUUGACUCAACUUUCAAAAAAGAAGUCACGAGUUCUUACUUUCCAACAUUUCAAAAAAAUUUCAAAUUAACUGAUAUUCAAUUGAUUAAUUUAUUAACUACAAUAAAAACCAAAAUCUUAGAUAACAACAAUUUUCAUUACGUUUUCAAUUUAGCAAAUUUUGAACAUAACGAAAUUUUAAAAGAAAGCUUGUUUGAUAUAAUUUUGGUAAGGCUAUUGACCAUAGCGGUCGAGAACUUUGAUUCUAACUUGAGUGAUAAAGAUUUGAACUCAAAGAUACGAAAUAGUGCACUUUUUAAAGCAAUUCAUAAUCAACCUCAAAUAAUUAGAAGAUUGAAACAUUUGUUAAUCAAUCCACCUAAGACUUUUGACAAUCAAUUAAGUCUUCUGAAAUUUGACGAUGCGUUGUUACACAUUUUGCAUAACAAGCUUGAGGAUAGCAGUUUCGUUGAUUUGAUUAAUUCAGUUAUUGAACAAGCCAAAGUUUUACCCAUAUAA